AUGGCAGCUGUUGACUAUGAAUUGAUUCGCAAUGCGAUCGCUCAGUACUCUCUUGCAAUCGAUCGAAAGGAAUAUCAAAACCUCGCGAAAGGUUUCUCAACAGAUGUUGUGAUGAAAUUCCCCGAACCAAUUGGUGUGCUAAAAGACCUUGCAACUGCCAUUUCUGCCAUUGAACGCGCACUUGAAAACUUGACGACCCACCAUGCUUUAACGACCCAGACCGUUGAGUUGAUAGACGAGAAGACCGCUUUGGCAACAACGUACUGCAUGGCUAUGCAUUUUGACACUGAGAGUCAGGGAAAGCGCAGUGUGACUGGAUGGGGAUCAUAUGAUGACAAGUUAGUGAAGGGGAUCUACGAUGGAAAGGAGGACUGGCGCAUUGUGGAAAGGACGGUGCAUUUCCAUGUUCCACAUACCGGAGAUGCGUCGUUGCUAGGAUUGAAUUAG
Messenger RNA from Penicillium vulpinum, 447 nucleotides. Its product is annotated as nuclear transport factor 2 family protein. NCBI's taxonomy places the organism in Eukaryota, Fungi, Ascomycota, Eurotiomycetes, Eurotiales, Aspergillaceae. The transcript has a single exon. Bases 1 to 447 code for a protein of 148 amino acids. The record is from RefSeq and is a predicted model, not a curated record.